This is a messenger RNA of Diatraea saccharalis (sugarcane borer), 1038 nucleotides long. Lineage: Eukaryota; Metazoa; Arthropoda; Insecta; Lepidoptera; Crambidae. The record is from the annotation of a GenBank genome assembly.
AUGGAUCAAAGGAGUAAAACAAAAAGAAUAAAAGGCGAAACUAUUAAGAAGUCAAUAUUGCAGAAUGUUCCCUAUGUAAACUAUAAGGGGAAUUUGUGCCAACCGAAACCUUACGGAAUGGAUUGCAGAUGUCGUGCUAAAUGUAUACCUGUCCAAGUUUCUGAAGAAGUUUGGGAUGAAAUUUAUAAAAAGUUUACUAGCUUUAUAACAAAAAAUGAACAGGAUACAUACCUCCAAUGCUUAAUGACGCUGCAACCAGUAUCUCGAAAGAGGACAAGAAAUUCAAAUACUAGUAAGCUGCCUAACAUCCCAGUCCAGGAUAUAUUCUACUACAGACAACUGAGCCUUUCCCUGUUUAAUGUUCACAGUCUAGGAUCUGGGAAGUCAAGACUUUAUCUCUACCACCAAGGUAUUGCCCGAAAGAGUCCAGAUGAAGUUACAUCAUUCAUUUCUGAUUAUAUCCAUGAAGUUAUCCCUCCACAAGUGAAACAUUUACAUAUUUUUGCUGACGCUUGUGGAGGCCAAAACCGGAACAAUACUUUGGUGAGACUGUGCUUGGCUCUAGUAGCUACCAAGAGAUUUUAAACUGUCACUCAGUACUUUCCCAUUAGAGGGCACUCAUUCAAUCCGUGCGACAGAGACUUUGGAGUAAUCAAGCGAUCUUUGAAAAAAGUGGACAGAUUUUAUUUGCCCAAACAAUGUGCUGAAAUAAUACUAAAUUCGAGUAAAAAGAAAAAUUUUGAAUUAAAAAUGGUAAAGAAUGAAGAUGUACUGGGGUUUACUAAAUGGUGGCCUCAAUAUUACAAAAAAAAAGUGAUCUCUGAAGAAUCAAAAGGCAGUAAGGUGCCGAAGAACAAAAAGCAAACUUUCAAUGUUUCAGAGUUUCGCCAAUUCGAUUACUCUUAUCAAUUCGUUGGUGCAGUAAAGGCUCACCCGUUCAUACAAAACCCAGAGUUUUACACAUUCAAACUAGCAAAAGAUGCUUCUACACCCAUUCUGCCCUCAGAUAAAGCAUAUCCACUGGAAAAAUUCCAAUAG